AUGAGCUCCUUCUCCAUGUCAGAUACUUGGGGUCUACUAUCCACAGAUUACCCAAGUCGUCGACCUUCUUCUCCGAUAAAGAUCCAAAAUCCAUUCCGAGUUCGUCGAGCUUCUUCUCCAGUCAAGAUUCGAUACAAUCCCUCCGAUUCUCGGCCUUCUUCUCCAAUUAAGAUCCGAAUUGCUCGCGAAGUAGCUGUAGCCAGCGAUUCAGACAGCGAUACAGUAUCUGUUGGCGAUGAGAUCGAUAACCUCGGCUCUGCCACUCGUAGACUUGUGAAGCUCCGAUUAGGCGAUGUAUCCAAGGAUCUCCUCAAAACAUUGCCCAAGAAAGUACGCCAUAAGAUCUGGGAAUAUUACAUGAUCCUUGAGUGCUCUCCAGGUGUGAGUCCAAGAGAUGUCUUCCUCACGACUCUUCUUCCGGCACUGGAAAUCAGCCCUACCGUUUACCAGGAUGCUCUCGAGUACUACUUCGAUCAAUUCAUGGUGACCGUCACUUUGGAGGAAUGUGAUAGUCUCAAGUACAUCCGCCCUACGACUAUCGCAUUGAUGAAGCACCUUCAUAUAUACUCCCAGUAAGUAAUCCAUAGCCUUACCUCAAAAACACAGUUUCACUAAUCAGCUAUGCAUAGCGCCGACUUAUGGGGUGUUCCAAAUAGAGAAGCUGCCAAAACCUUCAUACCCUUCCCAAGCGACUACCCCCCUUUUAUAAAACACACCAUCUCGCCACCCCUCCAACUCAGUAACGCCCUUCAUCUCCGAAGCCUCUAUCUCUCCUUCGAGCCCACCGAAAUGUUCGCUCGCAUUUUCCUCGAUCGGCUGCUUCCACCAAAACCUACUCCUCUUCGAACUCUCCAUCUCCGCAUCCGCUUAGAACGUGGACAACCCCCUUACGAAUAUGGCAAAUUUGAAAACAGAGAUGCUUCCAGACUCUUUGAGUAUGUCAAGAGAAAGCUGAAUGACAUGUAUCCGGUUGAUGGUAGGCUCGCUUGGUUUAACCGUAGGGAUUGGUCGUGUAUGGAUGAGGAUUCGCGUGGCAAGAUUUUUGCGAGUGAUAAAUGGUCUUUGACGGAGGAUAAAAAGGAUUUGCCGGAUGGACCUCUUAUUGGUGAUACGAUUUUGACGGGCAUUUAG
Hymenoscyphus albidus is the source of this 1131-nucleotide messenger RNA. The record is from the annotation of a GenBank genome assembly. Lineage: Eukaryota; Fungi; Ascomycota; Leotiomycetes; Helotiales; Helotiaceae.